CUUCAUUUUCAGAGAAAGCAAAUCAAUGUCAAGGAUCAUCCAGAAGAAUCAAUGAAAAUGCACCUGCAUUUUCUUCUUCCCUUUUGAGUAUACAAUCUUUCCUCUUAAAGGUUAUCUAAAAAAAAUCCCCUUUUUAGACCUCACUGCUAUAACAACAACUCUUGCUUCUCAUUUCCAAUGGCAAAGAGACCUGAAAAACGAAACUUGCCCCUUCACAUCAUUACAGGCACCACCAAUGUGGUCAGAGUUGGGGACUGUGUGUUGAUGAGGCCAUCAGAAAACGAUAAGGCUCCGUAUGUAGCACGGGUUGAUAAAAUUGAAGCUGAUAAGAACAAGCAUACUUUUGUACAUGUUACAUGGUAUUACCGUCCAGAGGAGUCCAUGGGAGGGCGGAGAGAGUUUCAUGGAUCAAAGGAGUUAUUCUUGUCAGACCACCAUGAUGUUCAAAGUGCAUACACUAUAGAAGGAAAGUGCACAGUUCAUACAUUCAAGAACUAUACCAAGCUUAAAUGUGUUGGUCCUGAUGAUUACUACUCUCGAUUUGAGUAUAAAGUGGCAACUGGAGAUUUUAUUCCAGAUCGUGUUGCAGUGUAUUGCAAAUGUGAGAUGCCCUAUAACCCUGAUGAUUUAAUGGUACAAUGUGAGCACUGCAAGGACUGGUAUCACCCAGGCUGUGUGGGCUUGACUACUGAACAAACUAAACAACUAGCUGAAUUUGUUUGUUCCGAUUGCUCAUCCUCUCUGAAGAAGUCUGUUAAUACUCCAGUCCCUCUCUCCAGUGGCACGGCUGUGCCAAAGCGCCAGAAGAGGUAAGCGGAGCUGUGGUAAAGAUGGAUGAAGAUAGUUUUCAUGAUGCUCAUCAGGAUUAUGUACAAUGCACUGCACUGGAACUAAUGCCAGUUCUUUUUCAUAUAUUAUCUUAUGUCUGUUGUGUCCUGCUUUUGUCAGUAGCUCUUGUAUGUACUAGUAUAAGCAGAUGUUGACAGUAUUUUGGAAUUUGAAACUCAACUAGCAAAACAGUCUUUUGGAUUUUGAAUCGCAAUAUUAGCGUAAAUCUAUUGA
Solanum pennellii is the source of this 1062-nucleotide messenger RNA. RefSeq names its product chromatin remodeling protein EBS-like. The record is from RefSeq and is a predicted model, not a curated record. NCBI's taxonomy places the organism in Eukaryota, Viridiplantae, Streptophyta, Magnoliopsida, Solanales, Solanaceae. The transcript has 5 exons. Bases 178 to 813 code for a protein of 211 amino acids. Gene Ontology annotation, molecular function: chromatin binding.